CUUACCCCCCGUCGCGACCUUGGGAAUUGGGUGGGGAGGGACACCCCCCUCCCAAACACACACACACACACACACACACACACAGCCCAUUUAUUAUUUUUUUUGGGAAAGUCCCAGCGGUUUUCCCCUCUUUCCAUGAGGCAGCCAAAGCUCCGUGCGGGAACAAGUCCGGGCUUGGCAGGGGGGGCCCCGGGUGCCCCCGCCCCGGGAAGCGCCCCGGCAUCCUCCGGGAGCCGCCGCCGCCACCGCACAGAGGUCCUGAUGCCAUCCUGAGCCUUGCCAGGCGCGGGAGAUGCGCUGAGUGGCGCGGGGUCUCUGCGGCCAGUCCCCUGCCAUGGAGGAGGAGGGAUCUCUGCCCGUGGCCGCCUGGCUGGCCGCCCUCCACCUCGACCAGUACGUGGAGAGCUUCCAGCAAAGCCACCUGUGGUCGGUGUGGGACUGCCGGGCGCUGACGGACGAGGGGCUCACCCGCCUCGGGGUGCUGCUGCCCGGCCACCGCCGCCGCAUCCUCCUGGGGCUGCAGAAAGCCUUCGCCGAGGCCCCGCCGCCCGCCAGGACCCCCCCGGCCCCCGCCGGGAAACCCGUCCCCAUGAAACGCCACAUCUUCCGCCUGAGCGCGGCCACGGCGCCGGAGCAGCCGGAGCAAUCGGAGCAGCCAGAGCAGCCGGAGCCCCGGGCCCUGCCUGUGCCCACCGGGACCCUGACCGUGCCCGCCGGGACCCCGCCGCUGGAGCCGGAGCGGGCUGCGACCUUCGCCCAGCUGCCCCCACCCAUCCCACCCAGGGUGGGCUGCCGACCCCCCCUCAAAUUCUCCCCGUCGCUAUCGGGGGGCAGCCCCGAACCCCCACCAGCGCCCCGCAGCCACCUCCCUGCCCCGGAGGAGCCCUCGCCGCCAGCCCUCGUGGAGAAGCCCGCUGCCGAAGGCAGGGCCAGGCCCCCGCUGCCACCGCUGCCGGCCAAGAGGCACCAGCUGGAAGCCAAGUGCCAGUCCCUGAAGGGCCCCCCGCUGCCCGACCGCCCCCCCGUGCUGCCCCCCAGGGCCGUGUCCCACAGGAGCACCCCUGCCAAAGAGGAGGUCCCCAUCCCUGACAGAACACCCGGUGUCCCCCUGUCCCCACUGUCCCCCCUGCCCCGCACGAAGCCGCCCGUCCUGCUGCCCCCGGAGCUGCCCUGCAAGGCCAGCCUGCCCUUCGUGCCCGAGUUCGAUGACUCGGACUACGAGGACUCAGCCUGGGAGGAGGAAUUAGCCAGACCCGUGGGGGAGAUGGCCAAGGAGGAUGCCGAGCCUGGGACGGGGCGGCCGCGGUCCCUGCGCUUCAACAGCCUCUUCAGCGACGACGAGCUCGGCGAGGACCAGCCCGAGGUGUCCCCUGCUGAUGGCAGCAGCAGCUGGAGUGACAGGGACCCCAGCCCGCGCCCGCCCGCGCCCGGCGCCGUCCCCGGCGGUGACAGCAUGGAGGGCACCGGUGCCACCGCCCCGCUGUCACCCACCAUCAGAGCGGGGUGGCUGGACAAGAACCCGCCACAGGGGUCCUACAUCUACCAGAAGCGCUGGGUGAAGCUGGACGCUGACUACCUCCGCUAUUUUGACAGUGAAAAGGACGCCUACUCCAAGCGGCUCAUUCCCGUCUCCUCCAUCUCCCGCGUCACCAGCGUCGGGGACCAGAAGUUCGAGGUCGUCACCAACAACCGCAACUUCGUGUUCCGGGCCGAGAGCGAUGCGGAGCGUAACGAGUGGAUCCGGACCCUGCAGCAGAUUGCAGAGGAGCGGAAGAGCAAAGCUCCGGAGAGGACACUGAUGUCCCUGGCCACCGACGGUGCCCCUGAGCCAGCCGACAGGAGCGGCUUCCUGGAGCUGCGGGGCUUCAAGCACAAGCUCUUUGUGGUGGUGGCUGGGGACAAAGUGUUCCUCUACAAGAACGCAGAGGACUAUCGGCUGGGGAUUGGCAUCACCUACAUUGAGAUGAACGUGGGGAACGUUAAGGAGGUGGAUCGGCGGGGCUUCGACCUCACCACGCCGUACAGAAUCUUCAGCUUCUCCGCUGACUCGGAGCAGGAGAAGGAGGAGUGGGUGGAGGCCAUGCAGCAGUCCAUCGCCGAGGCGCUCUCCAACUCCGAGGUGGCCGAGAGGAUCUGGGCAGUGGAGUCCAACCGCUGCUGUGCUGACUGCGGCUCCCCCAAGCCUGAAUGGGCCUCCAUCAACCUCUGCGUUGUCAUCUGCAAGAGAUGUGCAGGGGAGCACCGGGGAUUGGGCCCUGGCAUUACUAAAGUUCGGAGUCUGAAGAUGGACAGGAAGGUGUGGACUGAGGAGCUGAUCAAGCUCUUCCAGCAGUUUGGCAAUGCCAUGGCCAACGAGUUUUGGGCGGCAAACGUGCCCCCGAGCGAAGCCAUCGGCCCCACCAGCGGCAGCCAGGAGAGGAGGCGCUUCCUCAUCGCCAAAUACCGGGAGGGAAAGUACCGCCACUACCACCCGCUCUUCGGCAACCAGGAGGAGCUCGACAGGGCUCUGUGCGUGGCCGUCACCACCAGCGACCUGAAGGAGACGCAGGCUCUGCUCUUCUGCGGGGCGUCGGUGACCUGUGACACCGGGGACUCCCAGUGCCCCACGCCGCUGGCCCUGGCCGAGAGGAGUGGGCAGCGGCUGCAGAUGGAGUUCCUGCUCCACAACAAAACCUCGGAGCUGCCACGCCUGGAGAUGGUGGGCAGCGAGGAGAGGCCCUACUCUGUGCCCCUGCCCUCCGUCACCCACAGUGGCUUCCUCUACAAGACCCCCUCCAUGGCCAAGCCCGUCAGCGAGCGGAAGGGCCUGGAAGAGUUCAGCCGGCGGUGGUGCACGCUGCAGGACGGGCUGCUCAGCUACUACGAGAACGACCGCAACGCCGUCCCCAACGGCGAGAUCCGCGUGGAGGAGAUCGUCUGCCUGGUGAACAACCCGCCCCACACCCACGGGAUCGAGAGCACGUUCGAGGUGUGCACCGAGGCAGAGCGGCUCUACCUCUUCGGGCUGGAGAGCUCCGAUUCCGCUCGGGAAUGGCUCAAGUCCAUUGCCAAGUCCUUCGUCCAUCCCUGUGCCGAGGAGCUGCUGGUGCUGGACUUCGAGCGGCUGGGCCGGCUGCACUACAAGGGGGGUCUCACCCUGGAGCGCACCCAGGAGGGCUGGUUCGCCCUGGCCGGCUCCACGCUCCACGUCUGCUCCGAGGACGGCCAGCGGCAGGAGCCUCUCCAGCUGCGCAAGCUGCAGGAGCUCUCCAUCCAGGGGGACCACGAGGUGCUGGUGCUGGUGGAGAGGCGGAGGACGUUGUACAUCCAAGGGGAGCGGAAGCUGGAUUUCCUGGGCUGGGUCCAUGCCAUCCAGAAGGCCGCGGGCAGCUCAGGAGACACCCUGUCGGAGCAGCAGCUGACGGAGUCGGACGUGCCGCUGCUGGUGGAUCGCUGCAUCGACUACAUCACGCAGUGCGGGCUGACAUCUGAAGGCAUCUACCGCAAGAGCGGGCAGAACUCCAAGACCACCAGCCUGCUGGAGGUGCUGCAGCGGGACGCGCGCCGCGUCCGCCUGAAGGAGGGCGAGCACCACGUGGACGACGUGGCCAACACCCUCAAACGCUUCUUCCGCGACCUCGGGGACGGGCUCUUCACCCGGCAGUGGGCCCCAGACUGGCUGUGGGCCACGGCGCUGGAGGAUGAGGAGGCGAAGGUCAGCGAGUACCGGCAGCUGCUGGGUGCCCUCCCCCCGGUGAACCGGGCCACGCUCAAGGCUCUCAUCAACCACCUCUUCCGGGUCCAGUGCUUCUCUGGGGAGAACCAGAUGAACACGCACAACCUGGCCAUUGUCUUCGGGCCCACGCUCUUCCAGACGGAUGGGAAGGACUACAAGGCAGGGCGUGUGGUGGAGGACCUCAUCAACCACUACGUGAAGAUCUUUAACGUGAAUGACCAAGAGAUGAAGAAGCAGCAGGACGAAAUCAUGGCCAUCAUGAAGAUGCGGGAGGCGUCAUCCAGCGGAAUGCAGCAAGCUGGGGACUUCAUCUGCACCGUCUACCUGGAGGAGAAGAAGACAGAGACAGAGCAGCAUGUCAAAAUCCCGGCCACGAUGACAGCUGAGGAGCUCACCUUUGAGAUCCUGGACCGGAGGAAAAUUGUCAUGAAGGAGAAGGACUACUGGAGCUGCUUCGAAGUGAAUGAGAGGGAGGAGGCAGAGCGGCCCUUGCAUUACUCUGAGAAAGUCCUGCCCAUCCUGCACUGCCUGGGGACAGAGAGUUACCUGGUGGUGAAGAAGCAGAUGUCCAUGGAGAACAUGCUCAUCUACCUCGCCAGCAGAGUGGGCGACUGCAAGCACGGCAUGAUGAAAUUCCGGGAGGAGAGGAACCUGCUGGGGCUUGGGCUGAGCACCGGCUUCCACGAUCGCUACUUCAUCCUCAACCACUCCUGCCUGCGCCUCUACAAGGAAGUGAGGAGCCUGAGGCAGCGGAGCCCCCCCUUGGAGAGCAGCCACAAGCCGGAGAAGGAGUGGCCUGUCCGAAACCUGAAGGUCUACCUGGGCGUUAAGAAGAAGCUUCGACCCCCGACAUGCUGGGGCUUUACAGUCUUCUAUGAGAAUGAGAAGCAUGAGAAGCAGCAAUGGUACCUGUGCUGUGACACCCAGGCUGAUCUGCGGGAGUGGUUUGCCACCUUUCUCCAGGUGCAGAACGGGGGGGCCCUGUGGCCCUCGGAGCGGCCCCGGACGCGGGCGGCGCGGCCGCAGCAGGACGCCAGGUUGGGUAACAUCUCCCUCAUCCCGCUGCGGGGCAAUGAGAGCGAGAUGAGGAACAGUGUGGCUGCUUUCGCUACUGACCCCCUAACCCUCCUGCGGAAUGUCUGAGCUGGAGAACUGACAUGCCAGUUCAUGCCCAGGUGGGGCAGCCCUCGAGGUCCUGUGCCAGCCCCGCACCCCGGCCCCUGCUGGGGUCCUGCUGCCUCCGGAGCCUCCAACGGCCUCUCACCUUCCACCACGGUGACCCACGGGCAGCCAGGAGUGGAGAUGGCAGCGAGGCCACCCACCCCCCCGUGGAGCUGGGCUCAGGAGCCAUGGCCAGGCAGCCCACGGGAUGCCAGCCCCCUGACCCCGCUGCCUUUGGCCACCACUUCUUCUCCCAGCUCCGGGCAAACAGGCAGAGCCCGGCUGGGGGCUGCGGUUGGGGGUUUUUACUUUUCCUCCUCCAUCCCCUGUUUUUAAUUCCUUCUCCUCUGAAACGACAAGGCAGGUGGGAGCUGCCCUUACAGUGAGAUGUGGGACCAGCCCUUCCCAUGGGACACACACCUGGCCAUAGGCACCGGUGUCCUCGUGCUCCCAUCACUCCUGGGGAAGGGUCCCCUCCGUGCUGGACAGGGCAGGGUGACAAAAGCCUCAGUGUCCCCCCCAAACUGGGGAGGGGGUGCACCCGGCCUCUGUCUCCCAUCCACCAGGGUGCAGGUGGCAGGAGCAGCCCCUGCUUCCUGCUGCUGCCUCUUGACAAUAUUAAAGGUCUUGAGAAAC
Molecule: messenger RNA, 5512 nt
Organism: Neopelma chrysocephalum (saffron-crested tyrant-manakin)
Lineage: Eukaryota; Metazoa; Chordata; Aves; Passeriformes; Pipridae
Gene: ARAP1
Product: ArfGAP with RhoGAP domain, ankyrin repeat and PH domain 1
Exons: 35
Coding region: 335-4858 (1507 amino acids)
Biological process (GO): positive regulation of GTPase activity; signal transduction
Cellular component (GO): plasma membrane; trans-Golgi network; cytoplasmic vesicle
Molecular function (GO): phosphatidylinositol-3,4,5-trisphosphate binding; GTPase activator activity; protein binding
Source: RefSeq, a predicted model, not a curated record